Messenger RNA from Cynara cardunculus var. scolymus (artichoke), 3220 nucleotides. RefSeq names its product serine/threonine-protein kinase 24. NCBI's taxonomy places the organism in Eukaryota, Viridiplantae, Streptophyta, Magnoliopsida, Asterales, Asteraceae. Gene Ontology annotation, molecular function: protein kinase activity; ATP binding. The transcript has 18 exons. The record is from RefSeq and is a predicted model, not a curated record. The coding region runs from base 1227 to 2951 and encodes 574 amino acids. Gene Ontology annotation, biological process: intracellular signal transduction; protein phosphorylation; regulation of MAPK cascade.
GAAGAAGGAGGGUAUUCACGGCGGCAGACAAGCAAAAUGUCUUCCGGUUCUAUUGCAGAUAGUAUUACGAGAGAAGAUCCAUCUACCAACUCACAGACUGCAUCUCACAGAACUAAGUGACAAGAGGAGGGCAGUACGAUUCUCUAAUUCCGAUAACAUGCCAAGCAGCAGAACAGUUGGAAAGUUUGAGCAGCUCUGGUCUCACACAAGAAACCAGGAGGAUAUAGAGAUUCUUAAACUGGCUUUUGUCCAGGGCUACGUUGCCAUAUAUGCCUCUUUGAUGGUCUCUUCCCACCAUCUUUCUGUUCAAAAACUCUCAAUUGACCCUGACUUCCAAGGACCCUACUUUAUAGUUUUUACAUGAAUCCUUUUGAACUUUCCCAUGUACAACAUAUAUACAACCAAGAAUUCGAACAACAGUUGAAAUGAGACCCCUCAAUUGUCCUGAGACAUACAAUACUCAACUUUAAGAUUGUAUUAGUGUUAAUAGGUUUUUAAAGCAUUCUGCAUUCAGACUUUGGUUAUUAUGUAGGAGCUUUCAACCUUCAAUUGUUUGGCUGAGCUGUUUUACUUGUGAGCUAUCACCUUACAGGCCUCGUUUUUUGCACAAAAUCUGUGCUCCAGUAAUAUGGUUCAGAGUCAUUCUGGUAACUUUUUUCCCUUUGCCAUGCAACUGUUAUUAACUUACAGUGCACUGUUGUGCAAGUAGUUAACACUUAACACCAUUGAAUAUACAAUCAAGACUUGUAUAUAACAAGUGCAUGGAUUUGCAAAUUACCUUAGAUGUCAAAGCUCAAGAAAGACAUGACAUCCCAAGCCUCCAUAUGUUCCAGGAGUCUCAGUUGACGUAAAUUAUCAUGCAGACUACUAUGAGUUACAUCCCUAUAUAUAAGAUGAUUAACAACAAAGAUAGAUCUUAACAUAACAAUGCUUAUCCUAAAGAUGCUAAGAAUUAAUGAUAAAUUUAAGCACUUAACAGUCACUGGAAAAUUAUCAUAAAAAUCAUCCUAAUAAUAACCAUAAAAAGAUCAGUAGAUAUCGUGACAAUAAAUAGGAUAUUGUUACGAUAAUAAUCUUGACAUAGCUACAUUAAAGCUAAAUAAAAUCAUGAUGAACCUACUAUUUACCAUAAUCUUGCAGUCAUCAUCAAUUUGCUUUACUUAAUGGUUCUUUAGAUAUGACAAGGCCUGGCAAAUAGUCUUUCAGUGGUCUUGUAUCUGUUCUAUAUGUGCAGGACAAAGUUACUGAAAACUGUCUUUUCGUUAAUGACAGGAAAAGGUUCUUAUGGGUCUGUUUACAAAGCUCGCGAUUUGAAAACUUCGGAAAUGGUUGCAAUCAAAGUGAUAUCAUUAUCUGAAGGGGAGGAAGGGUAUGAAGAAAUUCGUGGUGAAAUAGAGAUGUUGCAGCAAUGCAGUCAUCCUAAUGUUGUUCGAUACCUAGGAAGUUACCAGGGUGAGGAAUACCUCUGGAUUGUAAUGGAGUAUUGUGGUGGAGGAAGUGUUGCUGAUUUGAUGAAUGUUACUGAUGAGCCUUUAGAGGAGUACCAAAUUGCAUAUAUAUGUAAGGAAGCAUUAAAGGGUUUGUCCUAUUUGCAUUCAAUCUUCAAAGUGCAUCGUGAUAUUAAGGGCGGUAAUAUCUUGUUGACUGAACAAGGAGAGGUCAAGUUGGGUGAUUUUGGUGUUGCUGCACAGCUGACAAGGACAAUGUCCAAACGUAACACGUUUAUUGGUACUCCCCACUGGAUGGCUCCUGAGGUUAUCCAGGAGAGUCGAUAUGAUGGGAAGGUAGAUGUGUGGGCCCUUGGGGUGUCUGCAAUUGAAAUGGCUGAGGGGUUUCCUCCAAGAUCAAAUGUGCAUCCAAUGAGGGUGUUAUUUAUGAUAUCCAUCGAACCCGCUCCAAUGCUUGAAGAUAAGGAGAAAUGGUCUCUUGUGUUCCAUGAUUUCAUUGCAAAAUGCCUUACGAAAGACCCUCGCAUUCGUCCCACUGCAUCUGAGCUGCUAAAGCAUAAAUUUAUAGAAAAAUGCAAAAGUGGAGCUUCUGCAAUGUUACCCAAGCUUGAGAGGGCAAAGCAAAAUAGGGCUUCUAUGGCAUUGGAAGCAGAAAAUGUUGCUGCAGAGACCGUACCUGGAUAUGGGACACUGGGAGCAAAAAUGAAUGAAGACUUCGGAGAUACUGUUCCGUCGAAGCCUCAUCAAGUGCCUAAUGGAGUACCUGUUGUAGGUGGUUCAGUACAAGCUGAUGGUUUGGAAGACGCUGGAGAAGGUGAUUUUGGAAGUGUCAUAAUUCAUGGUGGAGUGGCUAUAGAUAAGACAGCUGCUAAAACACCUGUUCCAACAGCAAACAAGCCCUCAUCUUCUUCAGCACGUGGCCAAAUGUCGUCAACUGCUGAUUCUGGAGAAGAUUCAGUUAUUCCAUGGGUGACCAAGAAAGAUGGUGCAUCCACAGAUACAUUUCGUAUUGUUGAAUCACCGGCUACUGAACACACAGCUCAAGCCAUUGGAAGCAGCCGUGCUGUCAUCAGUGGCACAACUAAGAAAGACACUGUUAAUCGCAAAGCACUGGACAAGUUGUGGUCUAUAUAUGCCGCUGGAAACACAGUGCCAAUUCCUUUUUUGAGGGCAACUGAUAUAUCUCCGAUUGCAUUGUUGUCUGAGAAUGUGCUUGGAAGUCAGCAUGUGGAUAAUGUUGGAAGUGUAGCUGUAGAAGCAUUGCAAGAGCUUUUCACGAGCGAUGGACAGUCUAAGAAGGGUCGAAGGCAAAACGAGCUGCCUCUUCCUCCAAGUGUAUACCAGAGACUCACAUCAAGUCCAACAUUGAUGAAUCUCGCACAGGCGUUAUCUUAUCAUAAAAUGUGCUAUGAAGAGAUGCCACUGCAGGAACUACAAGCAGCUCAAGAACAACAAACCAUUCAGAACCUUUGUGAUACCCUUCGAACUAUUUUACGGCUAUAGCAGGUAUCUGUAAUUUAUUUAUCAUGUUUUAUUUUUAUGUUUGUAAUAUUGUUGUGUGAAAUUUCUAAUCUAAUUAAUAUGCCCCAAUAGAAGUGAGAAACCUAGGAAGGAGACUUGCAACUGCUUUAGCUUUCCGUUCAUCUGUGUUGUAAAAUGUACUAGUUUCUUUAGUGUCGAUACACAUUGUGUUCAGCAGAUAUGGUGGUUUCCGUUACUCGGAUCUGCAUUUAUUUGCUUACCAUUCAUGAUAAUGAUUUCAGUUUAAGUUC